Messenger RNA from Rotaria sp. Silwood2, 1032 nucleotides. The record is from the annotation of a GenBank genome assembly. NCBI's taxonomy places the organism in Eukaryota, Metazoa, Rotifera, Eurotatoria, Philodinida, Philodinidae.
AUGGUACCUAUUAUGUUUGAUGAAUUAAAUGUGUUCACAUUUCCUCAUAGUCGUAUGAGAAAAUUAUUAAAUUGUUGUACUUCAGAAUUUGGUCAUACAGAUUUUACAAGUUUAAAUGAUUUUGAAGAAUUAUUAAUACGUUUACAACGAAUAUUUACAGAAUUUAUGGCACAUGAAGAAAUUGAAAAUCAUUUAGUUAUGAAAAAAUUAAAGAAAAAAUUAAAACAAAAUUCUCCAAUUGAUGAUAGUGAACUUAUUUGUAAUUGUCAUAAAGUUGAUCGUUUUACACCAUUAAUGACUUUAUUUCGUGAUGGUUAUGCAUUUAUAAGAAGAGGAAAUGCUGAUAGAAUGUCUUAUGGUGUUAAAUUACAUAAAGCAAUGAGAAAUUUUUAUAAAGAUUUUGUACCACAUAUGAAUGAAGAAGAAAAUGAUAUUCAACCAUUGCUUUCAAAAUAUUUUACUGAAAUUGAAAUAAAAAUGAUGCGAACUGAAAUUAUUAAAAUGACUUUACAAAAACGAGAAAGUUCAACAAUUAAUUUGAUUUAUCAAAUUGAACGACCAUUGAAAAUUUAUGUAAUAUCAUAUGAAAGAUUAACAUCAAUUAAUAAUUUAUCAAAUAAUAAUUUAGAAUAUAUUAUGAAAUAUUUAAAUGAUCGACAAUUAAAACAAUCUUGUAUUACAGUUAAUAAACAAUGGAAUCAAUGUGCAUUAAAAGUUCUUAAAAAUCGUUGUCCAAUAUCACAAAUUCCUGAUGAAAUAUUAUUACGUUUAUUUAAAUAUUAUUUAAAUCCAUAUGAUUUAUUUCAUUCUUGUAUUAAUGUUAAUAAACAAUGGAAAUAUAUUAUAAAAGAAAAAACAAUUUGGAAUAUUGUUAAUCCUAUUAAUUGGUCAAGAGGUCAAUGGGAUUCAAAUAUUUCAUUAGAAGAAACAAAUAUUAAUCAAAAUCAUUAUGAUUUAUUUAAAAUGAACGAAAUUCGAAUAUUAUCUGGUUUUGUUAAUUAUUUUUUACCUGAAUAUGGUUGUUCAAUUUGA